Dimorphilus gyrociliatus is the source of this 1083-nucleotide messenger RNA. The record is from the annotation of a GenBank genome assembly. NCBI's taxonomy places the organism in Eukaryota, Metazoa, Annelida, Polychaeta, Dinophilidae.
GCUUACAACUUCCGGAGCUAUUUUGGAUGUCGAUGGUAGCAGUAAUAAUAAAUAUUAAAAAAAAUUCGUAGUGUUGAAUUCUUGAUUUAUUUUUUUUAUUUGCCUAGCAGAAAGAUGUCGAUAUGGGACAAUUUAGAGUGGACCUAUGCUGGUGUAAAUCAUAGCCUACCUGGAAAUGGGGGUAUUGAUUGCAUUAACUUUAUCCCUUAUUGGCAAAAGAUAGUUGAAACAAGUUUUGUUACAAUGCUUGGUUUAUGUGAGAUGUUUUACGCCUAUACCCAUAUGACAUUGCCUAAGCAUAUCCCACCAGUUACAAAGCCUGACUCUGCAGCAAAGAGGCUGAUGUUGGUAUUAAUGUGCGUUGUUUUCGGUAUUGAAUUGGGCUUUAAAUUUGCAACAAGACAAAUGCUAUGGAUUUUGAACCCAUGUCAUUUAAUAACUAUGUCUCAAAUAUGGCUUCUAGCCGCCCCUCAAAAUAAGAUAUCAAUGGCUAUAUUCCGAUUACAAAUGCACGGUUUGAGUGGAGCCACAAUUGCAAUGUUUUUUCCAGUUAUAAACACAAGAUUGUUACCGUUUGAAACUGAAGUAUACUAUAUUCAGCAUGGAUUAAUGCUGCUCAUACCGUUUUAUCUUAUGAGAACAGGAGGUAUUUACGUUCCUGAGGCCACUUUGGAUUUCUCUUGGGCUUUUGCGACCAAAAGUUUUUUGUAUCUAUUUCAUUGGCUUAUUAUGCAGCCGUUGGCUAUCCUGUCACAUGUCAAUCUGAAUAAUUUAAUGUGUCCAGCUGUUAGCGAUCCAUUCUAUGGUCGAGGUUAUAGAAUGUGCGCUGUAGCCCACCAGACGGUAGUCGUUCUAUUGCACGGAAAAAUAUACACAUUUAUCGCUAAAAAGUUACUACCGCCAGCGGCUUGGCAGGUUAACGUUGAUGCUCAUAACGGUUUACACAAGGAAGAGAAGAAUGAAAAAAGUAACUAAAGUUAGUUAUUUAAAACACAAAAAAGCGGCAAUUGUAAAUGGGUUGUUGGAACAAUAGCUAAUGUAAAUAAUUAAUCAUUUUUGGUUGAUGUUCCGUAUUUCAUUAGC